AUGCGUGGCAUUGUACAUGAUUAUUUGCCCCACGCCUCUCAGUGGGUCGACCCUCGCUCCAGCCAUGGAGGCAGGUUCAGAACACUCUCCAUUCAACGACCCAGUGUUCCGUCGAAUCAAAAAGUCGUCCUGACGGAUGACUCCCGCAUAGAUAUGCUUCAUCUUAGUGGCAGGAAGUAUGUUUCUAUUUGUCCCAUCAGCGUGUGGUCCAAUUUUACAGCAUCAGGCCUACGGGGGCCAUUUGACCUCUGCGUUUCGGAGUAUGGGAAGCGGGGCCGCCAAAGGGGGUAUGUAUGUUCCAUGGGCCGUUCCAUGCGGUCCUGGGCAUGGUAUGUAUCAAAAGCAUCAUCCACUAGGCUGCAGUCAUAUUUUGCUGGUGAUAGUCGGUGA
Paracoccidioides brasiliensis Pb18 is the source of this 390-nucleotide messenger RNA. RefSeq lists its product as uncharacterized. The record is from RefSeq and is a predicted model, not a curated record. Bases 1 to 390 code for a protein of 129 amino acids. The transcript is spliced from 2 exons.